AUGGAAGAUUACGAGCGAAACUCAAACUCUCCAACUCAUGAAGAAGAUUCUGAUGUACGGAAAGGUCCAUGGACUGAGGAAGAAGAUGCUAUUCUUGUCAACUUUGUCUCCAUCCACGGUGAUGCUCGCUGGAACCACAUCGCUCGUUCCUCAGGGCUUAAGAGAACUGGUAAGAGUUGCAGAUUAAGAUGGCUUAACUACUUGCGUCCAGAUGUUAGACGAGGCAAUAUCACUCUCGAAGAACAGUUUAUGAUCCUCAAACUCCAUUCUCUCUGGGGCAAUAGGUGGUCUAAGAUUGCACAAUAUUUACCAGGAAGAACAGAUAAUGAGAUAAAGAAUUAUUGGAGAACUCGGGUGCAGAAACAAGCUAAACACCUUAGAUGCGAUGUUAAUAGCAAUCUUUUCAAGGAGACAAUGAGAAAUGUUUGGAUGCCGAGAUUAGUGGAGAGAAUCAACGCCCAAUCAUCACCCGCCACGUGUGAGCCAGUAGAGUCAAUGAUCACCACCGACCCAGGUCAACAACCUAUUGACGAACCAAAUCCGGUCGAACCGGGUUUAUUUCAAUUUAACCUGAAUCAUCAUCAUCAGCAGCAGCAUGAGUUCGUACCGGCAUCGGAAUUAUCCGCAACGUCAUCGAAUUCCCCGGCGGAGACGUUAUCGGACGUUCAAGGUGGGAUCGUGAACGGGUCGGGGUAUGACCCGGUGGGUCAAACGGGUUUCGGGGAGUUCAACGAUUGGGGCUGUGUUGGUGGGGACAACAUGUGGACCGAUAACGAGAGUUUUUGGUUCUUGCAGGACCACCAGUUCUGCCACGAAACGGCAUCGUAUCCGUAUAAUUAA
Microthlaspi erraticum is the source of this 840-nucleotide messenger RNA. The record is from the annotation of a GenBank genome assembly. NCBI's taxonomy places the organism in Eukaryota, Viridiplantae, Streptophyta, Magnoliopsida, Brassicales, Brassicaceae.